GGUUCAACACCCGGGGGGUGCACACCCUUAGUAACCAAACAACUUUAACAACAAAAUUACAUAUUUAACCUUAAAGUCAUUUUCCUCUCAAUAUUCCUUUUUCUUCUUGUCUCUCCAUCUUCCUCUGCCGAAUUCUUCUCCUUCCCCGAGAUCUGCUUCACCCUUUCAUAUAUAUUUUUUUUUGGGGCUGCUUGGCAAUGACGAUGAUGAUGGUGGAUGGUGAUGGAGGUGGAGGUUGUGAUGAUGAUGAGAUGCAAGGAGAUGGUCUCUGGGUUCUCCCGAGAGAGAGAAAGAAAAAAAAAAGGGCCUGUGUUAUGGGUUCUGGGUUCUCCGAGACUGGGUUCUUCUCGGAGAACCCAUUUGGGUUCUUCCCGGAAAACGCAUCUGGGUUCUCCAAUGGGUUCUCGAGAGAACCCAGACCUGGGUUCUCUCGAGAACCCGAACGAACAAAAAAAAAAGAAAAAAAGAAAAAAGGAAAGGCUGGGUUCUCGGAGAACCCAAGGUUCUUCUCGGAGAACCCGUCUGGGUUCUCCGAUGGGUUGUCCAAAGAACCCAGACCUGGGUUCUCCGAGAAGUACCCAGGUCUGGGUUCUCCGAGAAGUACCCAGUGGUGUGUGCACCCUGGGUGUUUAACCGGGGGUGCAUGAAUCACGAUCCUAUAUAUAUAUAUAUAUAUAUAUAUGAAUGUUAGGGCCACAUUCAAGUUUCCAUAGCUAUCUGCAUCAAGCAACAAAAAUAAAAACUUUAGCAAUAAAAGAGUUGGCUUUUGUGUUUAUAGAAGAGGGGUUGCAAGCCUUAAUUCUCUCAUCGUUGUUUCUCAAUUCAUGGGUUUUUACAUCAAUGGUUAGUUCUCCAAGAAAAUAAAACAGAAAAGGAAUG
This is a messenger RNA of Rubroshorea leprosula, 879 nucleotides long. The record is from the annotation of a GenBank genome assembly. NCBI's taxonomy places the organism in Eukaryota, Viridiplantae, Streptophyta, Magnoliopsida, Malvales, Dipterocarpaceae.